Molecule: messenger RNA, 1387 nt
Organism: Homo sapiens (human)
Lineage: Eukaryota; Metazoa; Chordata; Mammalia; Primates; Hominidae
Gene: DNMT3L
Product: DNA methyltransferase 3 like
Exons: 12
Coding region: 166-1329 (387 amino acids)
Biological process (GO): transposable element silencing by piRNA-mediated DNA methylation; DNA methylation-dependent constitutive heterochromatin formation; negative regulation of DNA methylation-dependent heterochromatin formation
Cellular component (GO): condensed nuclear chromosome; nucleus; cytoplasm
Molecular function (GO): enzyme activator activity
Source: RefSeq, marked reviewed
GUCCCAGGUGGGCCUGGAUCCUUCCAGCUCAUUCUUUGCCUGCGCCGUCCCUCGUUCCAUGGCCCAGUCCUCCCCGGGGACCCUGAGCCUGGAAGCCCCGGACCACUGGAACCUUGAACCCACCAGCUGGCUGUACCCGGAGCCGUGGCAGCAGCCCUCAUCCCCAUGGCGGCCAUCCCAGCCCUGGACCCAGAGGCCGAGCCCAGCAUGGACGUGAUUUUGGUGGGAUCCAGUGAGCUCUCAAGCUCCGUUUCACCCGGGACAGGCAGAGAUCUUAUUGCAUAUGAAGUCAAGGCUAACCAGCGAAAUAUAGAAGACAUCUGCAUCUGCUGCGGAAGUCUCCAGGUUCACACACAGCACCCUCUGUUUGAGGGAGGGAUCUGCGCCCCAUGUAAGGACAAGUUCCUGGAUGCCCUCUUCCUGUACGACGAUGACGGGUACCAAUCCUACUGCUCCAUCUGCUGCUCCGGAGAGACGCUGCUCAUCUGCGGAAACCCUGAUUGCACCCGAUGCUACUGCUUCGAGUGUGUGGAUAGCCUGGUCGGCCCCGGGACCUCGGGGAAGGUGCACGCCAUGAGCAACUGGGUGUGCUACCUGUGCCUGCCGUCCUCCCGAAGCGGGCUGCUGCAGCGUCGGAGGAAGUGGCGCAGCCAGCUCAAGGCCUUCUACGACCGAGAGUCGGAGAAUCCCCUUGAGAUGUUCGAAACCGUGCCUGUGUGGAGGAGACAGCCAGUCCGGGUGCUGUCCCUUUUUGAAGACAUCAAGAAAGAGCUGACGAGUUUGGGCUUUUUGGAAAGUGGUUCUGACCCGGGACAACUGAAGCAUGUGGUUGAUGUCACAGACACAGUGAGGAAGGAUGUGGAGGAGUGGGGACCCUUCGAUCUUGUGUACGGCGCCACACCUCCCCUGGGCCACACCUGUGACCGUCCUCCCAGCUGGUACCUGUUCCAGUUCCACCGGCUCCUGCAGUACGCACGGCCCAAGCCAGGCAGCCCCAGGCCCUUCUUCUGGAUGUUCGUGGACAAUCUGGUGCUGAACAAGGAAGACCUGGACGUCGCAUCUCGCUUCCUGGAGAUGGAGCCAGUCACCAUCCCAGAUGUCCACGGCGGAUCCUUGCAGAAUGCUGUCCGCGUGUGGAGCAACAUCCCAGCCAUAAGGAGCAGCAGGCACUGGGCUCUGGUUUCGGAAGAAGAAUUGUCCCUGCUGGCCCAGAACAAGCAGAGCUCGAAGCUCGCGGCCAAGUGGCCCACCAAGCUGGUGAAGAACUGCUUUCUCCCCCUAAGAGAAUAUUUCAAGUAUUUUUCAACAGAACUCACUUCCUCUUUAUAAAUGAGUCACUAUACUGUGAAGAAAAAGACUUUUCCUAGAACAAAGGCAACUUUCCUCA